UUGACGAAAUAUGUCAGUGCUGCCUUUAUACUUCAUUUACAACGAAUUAUAGUAAAUAGAAAUUUAUAAACAAACUAAUAAUUUGGAUGUGUGGCUUUUCCCGAACAUUUUUAAAUUACUUGACUAAUAAGUACCAUAUUAUCGAGCCAAUAGGGGAAUAAUAAUUGUCCUGGUCUCGUUAGUUUUGGAUAAAAUGUAUAAUAGGUUAUAAUUUUAUAUUAACACUGUAAAUUAUUGAUAAUAUUAAACAAUGACAAUGUCUGGAGAUGGUCCUGCGGGGGGCUCUCAAGUGGCACUUGUAACUGGUGGCUACGAUCACACCAUCAAGCUCUGGCAGGCUCAUAGCGGUGUUUGUUUACGCACUAUGCAACAUCCAGACUCACAAGUAAAUGAUUUAGAAAUUAAUCCUAGCGGUCAAAUGGUGGCAGCAUGUGGGUACCAGCAUAUUCGGAUGUACGAUUUAGCCAGUGCCAACCCUGAUCCAAUCAUAAACUUUGAUGGUGUCACUAAAAAUGUCUCACGUGUUGGCUUUCAGGAAAAUGGUCAGUGGAUGUAUACUGGUGGAGAAGACUGCACAGCUAGGAUUUGGGAUUUAAGAGCUGGAAGACAAUUUCAAUGUCAGCGGAUAUUUCAAGUGCCAGCCCCAGUAAAUGCAGUUGUGUUGCACCCAGACCAAUCACAGAUUAUGGUGGGAGGGCAGAGCGGAAUUAUUCACAUCUGGGACUUGAAGACUGAUCACAAUGAACAACUUAUACCAGAAGCGGAAGCCUCUAUCCAAGAUAUAGCAAUAGACCCAGAAGGAAAAUUAAUGGCGUGUGUGAACAAUAAAGGAAAUUGUUAUGUCUGGUCUUUGGGUGGGUCACCGCCUCGGCCUGUUCCAAAGAAACAUAUACAAGCUCAUAGCAAGUACGCGUUGAGGUGUAACUUCAGUUUGGAUUCUACUAUGUUAGUAACGACAUCUGGCGAUUGUUCCGCGAAAGUGUGGAAUACAAAAGACUGGACCCUAAAACGCGAAUUAAGACACGACACACAGCGCUGGGUGUGGGAUGCCGCCUUCACCAUCGACUCUAGAUAUCUCUUCACUGGUUCAUCGGACAGCUACGCACGUUUGUGGGAUUUGGAGAAAGGGACUUUAGAGCGAGAAUAUUGCGGACAUCAGAAACCUAUCACAGCGCUAGCUUUCCGAGACCAAGCUGUAUAGAUCUGAUAUUUUUAGUUAUUUUAAAACUGUCCAUAAAAACAACAUUAAGACAUUACUUGAUUUUUUGUGAAAUACACAAGACUAUGCAAUAAAAACGCCACAUGAGAAUUUGAAGUAAUAAACAAGCUACAACAAAUAUUGGUUGGCCAUGUAGAUGUGCAUAGACUUCAAAAAGAACCGGAAGAAAAUACGCGUCAUUUGAUUUAUUUACAAAAAAUAUAUUUUAAUUUUAGCAUAUUAAAUAUCAGACUACCAAUAUUUUAAUCUAAGUAUAAUGACGUAAAUGUGUUUUCUACUACUACUAGAAAAAAUAUAGAUUCUAACUGCGACUUCAAAUCACACGACGUGAUGGUUCGCUUUCCGCGCAGAUUUCUAUGUUAAUAAUAGAUUUUUUUAUAUUUAUAUAAAUAUAUCCAAUCCGUUGACGCAAGUGUUUCAAAUUGUGGGAAUGUUAAAUGCUAGAAUAAACAAACAACUUUGUGGACCGUUGUACAUAAAUAAGUACCAUCCUUUAUCAGCUUUUGACUGAUGACAGUUAACCAUUUGUAAAAAAAAAAAUGUAGAUGAGCCAUAGACAUUGGACUAUGUAUAAAAGCUUGUAAAAAUCAACUAUUGUUAUUUUGUAAACGUAUAAUUACUACUAACUAUAUAUUUGCGUAUGAAUUUGUUCAUACAUUUGAGUAUUUGCUUUAUUUCUAAAAUUAAUUUCUGAGUAGAGUAAGUAUAUUAAGUUUAUUUAAAACUGGGUAGUAAUUUAAGAUUUCAA
Messenger RNA from Pieris brassicae (large cabbage white), 1967 nucleotides. RefSeq names its product target of rapamycin complex subunit lst8 (gene Lst8). Lineage: Eukaryota; Metazoa; Arthropoda; Insecta; Lepidoptera; Pieridae. The transcript has 7 exons. The coding region runs from base 251 to 1201 and encodes 316 amino acids. Gene Ontology annotation, cellular component: TORC2 complex; TORC1 complex. The record is from RefSeq and is a predicted model, not a curated record. Gene Ontology annotation, molecular function: protein binding. Gene Ontology annotation, biological process: TOR signaling; regulation of actin cytoskeleton organization.